GUGACCCCACGAAGGCCGGGAGGGAGUAUUGUCAGCUGACCGGAAGAGUAGAUUUAGUUAGUUUCUCUUCCCCUUUCCCCCCAUUCUCCUUGUAGGAGUUCGAAGGAGAAUCGUUUUGUCUCGUGGCCGUUAUGGAGCGAUACGAUAAAACGGCGCUGAACGCGCUCGCCCCGCCUGAGCCUCGAACUGAAGGUUCAUUAGCAGCCACUCUAAGGACACUACUCUUCUUCACAACAUUAAUGAUUUUGCUGCCCAUUGGACUUUAUUUCUCAUCUAAGGUGUAUGUAUUUGAAGGCACCCUGGGAAUGUCCAACAGAGACAGCUAUUUUUAUGCUGCUAUAGUUGCUGUGGUUGCUGUUCACUUUGUGCUUGCCCUUUUUGUCUACGUUGCAUGGAACGAAGGCUCACGGCAGUGGCGUGAAGGCAAGCAGGACUGAAGUCAGCAUGGCAUGCUGUCAUGUAAGAGAACACUUGGCAGGUGGAGUGCAGCCUUAAAGAGUACAUUGUAAAGAUGUGUAGAGGUUAAGGACUAAAUUUCAAGAAGUCUCACUUUUGUGAGUGGUACAAUAUUUGCUGCUUUGCCUAACAGUAGCUGUGAAUUCAUCAAAUGCAGGAGUUGCCUGUUGGCAAGAAGAGUCAUGGAGUAAGUCAGAAGGAAUGUUCGUUUUUGUUCCUACAAAUGGAUUUCAGUGGAUUUGUUUGGUUGUCUUUCCAUUAAGCUGCCGAGAACGACUUCUGGAUCCACAUCUGGACAAUUCAUAAAAUGAAACUGGUGGGCUGAUAAUUUCAGAUGUUUCCAGUAAUAGAUUCUGGAUUGCAAAUGGAUGAACGUGACAUAGAUUUCUUUCCUUUUUUGUUUUAGGUGUAGCAUGAACUACAAGAGCCUUGACUGACAUUACUCUUUCCAUUCCUUUCCUGAAAGGAAAGUGAUGACGUUGUGUGUUCUGUCCAUCAGUUUAAGAAUCCACAAAGUCAUAAAUCCCAUCUGUUUAUAAUAUGUUUCUGUGUGGCAGUUCUGAGCAUCAGAUAUCCUGCCAUCUAAAGGACAGAGCUUGUCAAAUGCAAUGGUUCCUGUUUGUUUCCAAGAAUGAUGGGGCACUUUAAAAUGUUUCUCCAUCUGACAUUUAGUCUCUCAAGACAUGGUUGAUUGUUUAAGAAUAACAUUGACUUUGAUGACGGUAUUCCAGAUCCACAAGUGUAUGUUGGAUGCUGAGACCAACAACAUGCUUUGAACAGAUGUGCUUGUUUUGUGUUGACACUCUUCACCUGCUCUUUUUAAUGUCAGCAUAGCAGUAAUAUUGUUUUCCAUUAUCACCUUGUUCAGCAGCUUGAAUGAAAAGUGGUCUGCUCCUCAGCAGCACAGCAGUGUUUCCUGUCUGUUUUGCAGGCCCAGACGUUAGUCUCUUGCUGCUUCUAAAUAAUAUUAGACACUCGUGCUUCUGCAGCUCUUGAAUUCAUGGAGAAAGUACAUCAGACAGUGGGUCCAAAAAAACAGGUAGAUACCAUUGGAUCCUGGAAUUGAGCAAACAGAGUGAUAGUGUUUACAGGUAUUUUCACUCUGCUGGCUCUUAGUGUAGUUGAUUGUGGCACUGGGAUGAAGGCCUCUUCUUCACUUCCCAUGAUGGGACUAGGGUGUUAUCCAGUAGGCCCUUCUGUUCCAAAGCCAUUGCUUAUUUCAUUGUGCAAAGCUCUCCUUCCAAGUCCAGUAGAAAUGGCCAAAGCUGCAGUGGCUGGUAGAAUUGUACCCUGUUUCUGUAGUCAUUGUGAGGUGUUAGGUAAGAACAGAUCUUUCAUUUAGGCUAAAUUAACUGGCAGCUUCCUGAAUACUAUUAAAGGCCAAUUUUUCUGUCACUUUCCUACAUUUGAUGCAAAUGGACUUGUAGUCAUUUCGAACUGCAAGCUUAUUCUGUAAGACUGUAAAGUGAACACCAUCUUUUAAAUCCAAUAUCAUAUGGUAUAAAGUAAUUGGGACCAAGUAAAUGCAGAUAUUGAACUCUUCAUUCUUGUGUAAUUAACUUGCGAAAUUUAAUGCCACGGGUUGUAGUGCUGGCCGUUGAUUUAAAUUCAUGGAUGAUAGGCCCAUCAAUGGGUUUUAGCCAUGGUUACUUCAUUGGACCUCCAUGUUCAGUGGCAGUAUACCUCUGCAGACCAGUGACUUGGGGCAACAGGGAAGCGUUGGCUUUCUAGGCGCUUCUGGUAGGCCACAGUUUUAGAAGGUGUACUGGACUAGAUAGACCAUUGGUAUGGUCCUUAUGCUCUUAUCUUUUGGUUUCUGUGUCAUUGCUUGUAAAUCAACAUGCUGUAAUGGAUGCAUUAUUCAUGCUAUUAUAAUAUCCAGUUGAGUUUCUCCUAUAUUAGUUAAGGGGUAAAUGGGUAUCAUAAGUUCUCUGUUAGUUAUAUAUUUGCAUUAAACACUAGACACCAAAAUUCAUUUCCUUCAAAGAAGAACUGCCUGCAAUGGAGACAUGAUGUAACAUUUAUAGCUAGCAUGGUGUCUUGAGACAAUGUUUUAAUCAUGUGACUGGUGUUUGCAGUGACUCUUUCCUUAUUGCUGCCAGAGCUCUUUUUUCCAGACCAGGAUUUCAGGUGCUAAGGAGAAUAUGUGGGCCAUCUCCUUCCCCCACCUCCAUCAUUGUAAACAAACCUUGUAUGUGAUAUUUUUAAUUAGAGUUGAGCAAUUGCUGGUGUCCAGAACCAUUUCAUUUAUAUUUUUACAUUAUUCAUUUAAAAUAUUUAAAUCUUAGCACACCUCUUUAACAUUCAAGGCGGCUUUAACAUACACUAAAGCAGCAUCACAAAAUGCAUUAAAAUCAAGACAAAUUUAAAACGUAAUUGUCAAGGUACACACCAUCGUUUCAAUCUCAAAACUGUAAAUCUGUAUCAGCAGUCAUAAAGUCAGAAGACAGCUGAAAAGGGUUAAACAAUGCAGAGGGAAGGCAAAGUCACAGUCAAAACGCACUAAAUCAAAUGACGAUAAACAAAAAGUUUUCACUUGGGGUGCCUGUAUACAGAGAAAAGAAAUGCAGAAAACCUCAAAGGCAGAGUUCUGUAAACAUGGUGCCACCACUGAGAAGGCUCCAGCUCAGUCUCUGUCCACCACAAAAGGUAAACAUUCACGGCUUCUGCAAGUAUUUUUAAAAUACAUUUUAUAUUUGAAUUUA
Molecule: messenger RNA, 3161 nt
Organism: Gekko japonicus
Lineage: Eukaryota; Metazoa; Chordata; Lepidosauria; Squamata; Gekkonidae
Gene: VMA21
Product: VMA21 vacuolar H+-ATPase homolog (S. cerevisiae)
Exons: 3
Coding region: 132-437 (101 amino acids)
Biological process (GO): vacuolar proton-transporting V-type ATPase complex assembly
Cellular component (GO): endoplasmic reticulum membrane
Source: RefSeq, a predicted model, not a curated record